Messenger RNA from Cebus imitator (Panamanian white-faced capuchin), 2647 nucleotides. It is a transcript of the gene GLRB, whose product is annotated as glycine receptor beta. Gene Ontology annotation, cellular component: postsynaptic membrane; synapse; neuron projection. Lineage: Eukaryota; Metazoa; Chordata; Mammalia; Primates; Cebidae. Gene Ontology annotation, biological process: chemical synaptic transmission; chloride transmembrane transport; regulation of membrane potential. Gene Ontology annotation, molecular function: transmembrane signaling receptor activity; extracellularly glycine-gated chloride channel activity; neurotransmitter receptor activity. Bases 170 to 1663 code for a protein of 497 amino acids. The record is from RefSeq and is a predicted model, not a curated record. The transcript has 10 exons.
UCAGCCGAGCUCGGCGGUGGCGCGGGCGGCCGGGACGCAGCUGCCCCCUCUCGGCGUCCGCUGCAUCCCCAGCAGCCACCGCCACCUCGGCCCGGAGCCGCCAAGAUCUCGCCCGGCGGUUGCGGGCAGGGGCGCCUCCGAUCGAUCUUCUGAAAUUUAAGUUUUCAAGAUGAAGCUUUCAUUGGCAACUGCCUUUUUAAUUUUAAUUUCCUUGUGGGUGGAAGAAACCUAUUCUAAGGAAAAGUCUUCAAAGAAAGGGAAGGGGAAAAAGAAGCAGUAUCUAUGCCCAUCUCAGCAGUCAGCGGAAGACCUCGCCCGAGUACCUGCCAACUCCACUAGCAAUAUCUUGAACAGGUUAUUGGUCAGUUAUGACCCCAGGAUAAGACCAAACUUCAAAGGCAUUCCUGUUGAUGUAGUAGUCAACAUUUUUAUUAACAGUUUUGGAUCCAUUCAAGAAACAACAAUGGACUAUAGAGUUAACAUCUUCCUGAGACAAAAAUGGAAUGACCCCAGGCUGAAGCUUCCCAGUGAUUUUAGGGGUUCAGAUGCACUGACAGUGGAUCCAACGAUGUAUAAGUGUUUAUGGAAACCUGAUUUAUUUUUUGCAAAUGAAAAAAGUGCCAACUUUCAUGAUGUAACCCAGGAAAACAUCCUCCUCUUUAUUUUUCGUGAUGGAGAUGUCCUUGUCAGCAUGAGAUUAUCUAUUACUCUUUCAUGCCCUUUGGACUUGACGUUGUUUCCCAUGGAUACACAACGUUGCAAGAUGCAACUGGAGAGCUUUGGUUACACAACUGAUGAUUUACGGUUUAUCUGGCAGUCAGGGGAUCCUGUGCAGUUAGAAAAAAUUGCCUUGCCUCAAUUUGAUAUUAAAAAGGAGGAUAUUGAAUAUGGUAACUGUACAAAAUACUAUAAAGGCACUGGCUACUACACAUGUGUGGAAGUCAUCUUCACCCUGAGGAGGCAGGUCGGCUUUUACAUGAUGGGGGUCUAUGCCCCAACCCUGCUCAUUGUGGUUCUCUCCUGGCUUUCCUUCUGGAUCAACCCGGACGCGAGUGCUGCCAGAGUGCCCCUGGGUAUCUUCUCAGUCCUCAGCUUGGCCUCUGAGUGCACAACACUUGCUGCUGAGCUUCCCAAAGUUUCCUACGUGAAGGCUCUUGAUGUGUGGCUCAUUGCUUGCCUUCUCUUUGGGUUUGCUUCCCUGGUGGAAUAUGCUGUUGUCCAAGUGAUGCUGAACAACCCCAAAAGGGUUGAAGCAGAAAAAGCCAGGAUUGCUAAGGCUGAGCAAGCAGAUGGAAAAGGUGGAAAUGUGGCUAAAAAGAAUACUGUGAAUGGAACAGGGACUCCUGUUCAUAUUAGCACUUUGCAGGUUGGUGAGACCAGAUGCAAAAAAGUUUGUACUUCUAAGUCUGAUCUGAGAUCUAAUGACUUCAGCAUUGUCGGAAGCUUACCAAGAGAUUUUGAAUUAUCCAAUUAUGACUGCUAUGGAAAACCCAUUGAAGUUAACAAUGGACUUGGGAAAUCUCAGGCUAAGAACAACAAGAAGCCUCCCCCUGCGAAACCUGUUAUUCCAACAGCAGCAAAGCGAAUUGAUCUUUACGCAAGAGCAUUGUUUCCUUUCUGCUUCUUGUUCUUCAAUGUUAUAUAUUGGUCUAUAUAUUUAUGAUAACUCUUUUCCAUUUGUACGAAAUAAAAUUCCAUUCCAUUGUGACCUACUCCAUUAAUAAAUGCCAACCUGUGAGAACUUUUGAAUUUUCAUAGCAACAUUGCAUUUUGGAUGCCAUUUGAUUGUAAUAAAAUUGUGGCACCUUAAUUUUGAACGGCAGCAUGAUCAUGUAAUGUCUGUGCUCUAAUUAUGUAUAUAUGUAUAGUGAACAUAUUGCUUUAAAAAUAAAAGAAGGAUAAGCAUACUACAUAAUAUAAUUCCAACAGUUCUCUUCAGUUAGCAUAAACUGCAAAUACUAUGAAUAAUUCUGAUAAUAAAAUGAUAUGCACGCUGAAUCCUGCUAUGAUCACCAUUCUAAUGUCUGUAAUAUUUCAAAUUUCCUUCCUCGUAAAUUUCAAAGAAAGCCAUCUUAUUCUUGUAUAAUUUUAAAUGGUAUUAUCACAGAAUUUAAAAAGUUGUAUUACAUAUUGUUUAAACUUUGUAAGUAGAAAUAUAUCAGUUAUAAUUAUGCGGGCUCUGUGGAGAAAUAAAGUUCAGAAAAUAUUAAUUUGUAAAACCAGCUCAUUUUAAAGUGUGUUUGUGUUGUCAAAAUAUCAGAUAGUAAUACAUAGUAAGCAUUUUAAAACAAAGGUAAACCUAUAUUUAUGUAAAUAUAUACUGAAUUCUGACCAAAUAAAAAAUUAAAGAUAGCUUAUUCAUUAAAUAUUUAAGAUAAACAAAACUCUAUUUAAUCCACCUUAACACCUAAACAUAUUUUCAUGGAUUUCAUUUGUUGGUGCAUAUUACACAAAACAUUGUGCCUUAAAAAGAGUGACACGUAUUUUAAAUUGGAAUGCAGUAAUAGAUACAUGGCUUUACAUCAUUUUAAAGAAACCAAGAAGAAGUAAAAAGUUGAAAAAUAAAUCCAUAAUUAUUAAAAUAUUUUAACUUUUUAUUUUAUUAAAAUGCUUGCACAUUUUAAGUAAAAUUAAAAAUGUUUUCUGA